AUGCCGGCCCGGCUCCGACGCACUCGCCCUGGACAUCCCCACCGGACUGCGUCGUCCUCACCCCCGCCGCGCUGGACUGCUCCGCUCCGCCUCUCCAUCGCCGUUCGCCAGGGCAACCCCUCCCCCCACUGGAGCUCUUCUACCACAACCCCCACGCCGGAUCUGCGCCCCCCGUCAACCUCCUCCUCGUCGUCCUCUCCGUCGACGGCCUCGUCCCUGUCCUCCGCCCCGAGCAACGCUGCCCCUCACCCUACGGCCCCAGUGAGCCCCUCACUCUCCUCCUUACUCUCCCUCACCGCGUCGUGCCCCCGCCCGUCCGCCCGUCCUACUCGCCGCUACCCGCCUCGCCCGCGUGCUCACCGCGUGCUGGCGCGCCCGCCUACGACCGCGGCCUUCCUCCGCCUCCCUGACCUUCCUGCCGCGCCUCCACCACCCCUCGCGCGACUCCCCCCGUCGUCCUCUGCUGCAGGCCGCCACUCGACCGGCCUCGCCGCGGCCCCUGUCGUCGCCCGACGCCGGUGCCCAUCUGCGCCGCUCGGUCCUCGCCUGGUCGGGUGCCGCUAG
Molecule: messenger RNA, 564 nt
Organism: Aegilops tauschii subsp. strangulata
Lineage: Eukaryota; Viridiplantae; Streptophyta; Magnoliopsida; Poales; Poaceae
Source: RefSeq, a predicted model, not a curated record